Molecule: messenger RNA, 903 nt
Organism: Wallemia ichthyophaga EXF-994
Lineage: Eukaryota; Fungi; Basidiomycota; Wallemiomycetes; Wallemiales; Wallemiaceae
Product: FIT family protein scs3
Exons: 3
Coding region: 1-903 (300 amino acids)
Biological process (GO): phospholipid biosynthetic process; lipid storage; lipid droplet organization
Cellular component (GO): endoplasmic reticulum membrane
Source: RefSeq, a predicted model, not a curated record
AUGAAUGGUAUCAUCGGCGCUAGAUUUCUCAUAAACACUCCCGCACGCCGUCGUUCUUCCACACGUACGACCAUGUCUAGUCUUCUUUUCAUAUCUCUACUCACGGCAGUUGUACUUCUAGGCACUGUUUACAGCGUCUACUACGACACGUUCCAGGAUACUAGCUCUGCCGGCUCUCUCGCCAAAUCUGGUGCCUACUUUGCUGCAAGGAAGAACGUCUUCAACAAGCUCUUCGUCAAGAAGGCGUGGGGAUGGACGAGCGUUUCUAUUCUCUCUUUGGUACUCACAGCGCCCAACGACGAUCGCAGCACGAGUCAGCGUUGGCGCGUUGUUAGUGGUUUGCGCUGGGUAGCAGCCACCAGCUCGUGGUUCUUGUUCACAACUUGGUUCUUCGGUGACGGUCUCCUCCACCGUUUGUGGCUGAUGACAGGCGCACAGUGCGUCAUCGAAGACAUCAAUGCCGGUAUCGAGGGUGGCACUCCAGCAACUCCCCUCCUUGUCCCUGUCAACCACCUCGAGUGCUAUCCCCAGCUGCUUCCUGCAUCUGCGUCCACAACAACCACAUCACCCACAUCGGCGAAGUGGGUUGGUGGACAUGACGUCUCUGGGCACACUUUCCUCCUCAUGCUCUCUGCUUACAUCAUCUACCUCACUCUCAAGCCGUGCUUUGCCCACUUUAGCGGUGCGGAUUCUAUUUCUGCCUCUGCUAGAAACGAGAAGGCUCCUCUGCAGAAGGGCGCCAGUGCAGUACACAGAGUGGCCGUCUAUUCCUCAGUUGCGCUGCUCGUGCUGUGGAUCUGGAUGCUGCUCGUCACUUGCAUGUACUUCCAUACUCCGGUCGAGAAGCUCACCGGGCUAUUAACUGGGUACAUGAGCAUAUUCACAGUCUCGCUCAUCAACUAG